This is a messenger RNA of Silurus meridionalis, 648 nucleotides long. It is a transcript of the gene avd, whose product is annotated as avidin. Gene Ontology annotation, molecular function: biotin binding. The transcript is spliced from 4 exons. The record is from RefSeq and is a predicted model, not a curated record. NCBI's taxonomy places the organism in Eukaryota, Metazoa, Chordata, Actinopteri, Siluriformes, Siluridae. The coding region runs from base 29 to 502 and encodes 157 amino acids.
GUCUAUUGCGCAUGCGCUUAGUAUCACCAUGAAGCCGUUUACUGUGUAUUUGUUCGUGCUUGCGUUAGGAACAGCGCACAUAAUUACUGGGCAAGUUUUACUGCAGGAUUCUGAAAGAAAAGUUUUGCACUGUAACGUGACUGGGGAAUGGCGCAGUGAGCUCGGAUCCCAUUUGCUCCUCAGCGCUGUUGGACCGGAAGUGAGAGGGGUGUACCGGACGGCGGUGGAGAGCGUGCGCGGUGCGGCGGGUCUAGAGCGCGAGGCUAAAGUGUUUGGGGUGGUCAGUAACAGCCCGCAGCCCACCAUCGCGUUUUCAGUAGUGUGGGCGAAAGGAUCGUGCACUACAUGGGUAGGUCAGUGUUUCAGUUUACCUGGAGGUGGUCAGGUCCUGAACAUGCUGUGGAUGCUGCGCUCUGCUGCCCAGAGCUCUGUGGACAACUGGGGCAGCACCAGGUUGGGGGAGGACCGGUUCAUUUUUACCCGAAGUGUGGACAGUCCAUAAUGGUUAUUGGUUUAUUAGCAGUCUUUUGGUUCAUCAGUAUGUUUGAGGUGUAUGAAAGAUUAGACACAUCCUGUUGAUUGAUGAUUUGACCUUUUGGUUUGUCAUUUCUGCUCAUCCCAGUACAAUAAACCCAGCUCCACAAUGCA